This is a messenger RNA of Homalodisca vitripennis (glassy-winged sharpshooter), 1682 nucleotides long. RefSeq names its product NADH-ubiquinone oxidoreductase 49 kDa subunit-like. Gene Ontology annotation, biological process: mitochondrial electron transport, NADH to ubiquinone. The record is from RefSeq and is a predicted model, not a curated record. Gene Ontology annotation, molecular function: NADH dehydrogenase (ubiquinone) activity; quinone binding; NAD binding. NCBI's taxonomy places the organism in Eukaryota, Metazoa, Arthropoda, Insecta, Hemiptera, Cicadellidae.
CGAUGCCAUAACAAAUUAUUAUUUAUAUAUAUCAUUUUUAUUUAAAAAUGUUUUUCAAAACAUUUCAGCAUAUGAUUCAAAUAAUAUUUGCCAUAUGUACAGUGAGUAAACUUCUGUCCAUUUUUGUCAAUAUUUUCACUGUAAUGUUUUCUUUCAAUUAACCUCGAUUCAAAAUAUAUACUCCUGAAAGCUUCACAGAGUAACGAAUUAAACUUUAAAUUAUACUUAAUUUUAUUUCAGCUUGUGCACAGAACCAAUAUGAUGUACAAGUUUUGUCCUCAGAGUUGUUUCAAACACAAUUAUAGAGUGACAUUGAAGAGAAUGUUGCAAAAAUCAUUUUCUGUCACAUCACAAGGGAGAAAUUCUACAAAAUGGUACCCUGAUGCUGAGUUUUUGAAAAACUGGAAUAAUCAUUUUCUCCAUGUUGAUGAAAAGAAGGUAGAUCCUAAGUGGAACAUCAGAGAUUAUUACCUUAAAGAGAAACCACUAGAGACAACUGUGAAAAAUAUAACAAUGAACUUUGGUCCGAAUCACCCAGCAGCCCAUGGAGUUCUUCGACUGGUGAUGGAACUGGACGGAGAGCUGGUUAUACGGGCUGACCCUCAUGUGGGACUGCUGCAUAGAGGUACAGAGAAGUUGAUUGAGUACAAAACAUACCUUCAGGCACUGCCUUACUUUGACCGGCUGGACUACGUGUCUUGUAUGUGUAACGAGCACGCCUAUUGUCUAGCAUUAGAAAAAAUGCUCAACAUUCAGGUACCUGAGAGAGCCCAGUACAUUCGAGUCCUGUACAGUGAGCUGACUCGGUUGCUGAACCACAUGUUGGGUAUCGGCGGACAUCUGCUGGACAUUGGAGCGUUGACUCCGUUCUUCUGGAUGUGUGAGGAGCGGGAAAAAAUCUUUGAGUUCUACGAGAGAGCCUCGGGCGGAAGGAUGCACGCCUGCUACUUCAGGCCGGGUGGUGUCAGUCAGGAUCUACCAUUGGGCUUGCUACAUGACAUUCAUCACUUUAUUGAGAGAUACGUGGAGCGGAUCGAUGAGGUUUGUGAUCUGAUAGCGGAAAACCGAGUGUUCAAGGAGCGGACUAUUGAUAUCGGCCGUGUCACUGCGCACGAGGCCAUAAAUCUGGGCUUCAGUGGACCAAUGCUGAGAGCUUGUGGUAUUAAAUGGGACUUACGGAAAACUCAGCCAUAUGAAAUUUACGACAAACUCGAAUUCGAUGUGCCCGUUGGAAUAAAUGGGGACUGCUAUGAUAGGUUCUUGGUGCGGAUAGAGGAAAUGCGACAGUCUGCCAAUAUCGUCAGCCAAUGUCUGAAUCAGAUGCCCUCUGGAGAGAUCAAAGUAGAUGACAUGAAGAUUUCCCCUCCCCCUCGAGCAGAAAUGAAGACCUCAAUGGAAGCCACCAUCCACCACUUCAAGCUGUUCUCCCAGGGGUUUGCUGUACCACCAGGGGCUACAUAUGCUGCCAUAGAGCACCCCAAAGGUGAGUUUGGAGUGUACUUAGUAUCAGACGGUACCACGAAACCGUACCGUUGCAAGAUACGACCGGCCGGUUACGCCCACUUGGCAGCCAUUGAUCAUCUGGUCAACCGAGGGUUCCUGGCCGACAUGGUGGCUAUAAUUGGUUCAAUUGACAUUGUGUUUGGAGACAUUGAUCGGUAACAAAUAUAUUUUCACUUGUA